Molecule: messenger RNA, 1473 nt
Organism: Phytophthora sojae
Lineage: Eukaryota; Oomycota; Peronosporomycetes; Peronosporales; Peronosporaceae
Exons: 2
Coding region: 1-1473 (490 amino acids)
Source: RefSeq, a predicted model, not a curated record
AUGGCGAACCUUCAUGUGGACGGCGCAACAAUGUGGCUCACGGAUCGUAUGACGUUGAAUCCGACGACGCUGUCUAAAUUUUGGAGAGCACUCGAGGAAGAUCAGACCGACAUCCGACCCGAUGCCGUGGUUACACUACCGGAAGGGGUACACUGGUUGGGGGAUGAGUUGCUUGGCUCUUGCGUCUACUGGGAGACAAUGCACGACAAAAAGAAGAAUCUACCGCACGUGGUGAUCCUCGGAAACGCCGGAAUCGGUAAAAUGUUUUUCGGGUUGUUUCUUCUGCUUCACUUGGCACGCGCCGGUAAGACGGUGGUUUAUCAAGACAGGGACAAGUGCAUUCUCUUCUCUCGCACUAUGGUUAUCCGAGGAUCAGAGCAGGCUUUCGUGGAGAUUCUGGGUAAAACUACGACGUAUUACAUCGUGGAUGGUGCUAAACCGCCUUAUUGCGCGGCCAAGACGAUCCUUUUAGCUCGACCGCAGCUCGCAAAUUGGUAUCAAUUCGCCGAGACCAACUGCACCAUACAUUCACAUGAGGAGAUUUUAACGUGUCGAGCCCUGGUGUAUCCACAACUUCCCCUCAUUGACGUAUCGAGUUGUCUCCAUCGAUGGGGCGGCAUCCCUCGCUACGUGCUGCAUUACGCGCGGGUCCAUUGUCAGCAGCGGUGGCUUGAAAAGGCGAUCAAUAGAGUCGACUGGAACUGGAUGGUCACCGCCGCUCGAAACCUGGACUACGAUGAAUACGAAGUAUGGUAUCCUUUGUUUCAUUGUCGCGUCAAUAAGUCGUUUGAAGGGGCAGGUUUCGGCUUCGCUUCGUUGUACGUGCAGCGGAAGAUCUACGCGCAAUUGUACAAGCAGAACAAGGCGAGACUUCUCGAACGCUUCGCUUCACCGAUCACGCAUUUUGGUUGGGGUGGGGUCCACUGGGAUCAAUUGCUCGAAGAGCAUCUGCUGACGCUGCUAGCGCGAGUUGGGAACUUCCGAGCCCGACGUCUUGUGGACGAUAACGAGGAAUACGACGAUGAUGAAACCUUUGCAGAGGCAGAUUGGGAUGAUGAAGGCAACAAGCGCGAACAUACUGCGGAAGAGCAAGAGGUUGAGGAAUCGGUGCAGCUCGAGAUACAAAAUCAACUCACUUUUAGCACUAGAGAGGAAGUUUCCACUGCUGAGGCCAAUACGUUCUUGCGGCCAGCAACGAAAUACGUUGCGGACGCGAUAGUGAAGCCAAGGCUGCUAUUCUACGUGCCGGGCGUACACAAAACGCCGCUCAAGCAGAGCCACCUCCACGAUCUACUGGAGCUUCUCGGCAACCCCGACCAACCGCGGCUUUACUUCGUGCUCCCACCGAGCCAAUUCCACGAUUUCCGGUAUCAGAGAUAUAUUGACGGGAAUGACAAGAGAAUCGCGAUCUCGUCGUACCAGAAUGUGCGGAAGCUCCAGCAAUUUGCGCUGAAAGUCGAGCUUACAUCGUAG